CUGAGCAAAAAAGGUUUUCAUCGUUAAAGUGUUGUUGGACCCGUUUUGGAGUCAACUUCAGAGAGGAGCCGCUGAUUUGCGUUUGCGCGUCUGUGCCCUGAAUGUUGCGCCACAUUGCGUUUCGCUGUCCAGCUGGCAUGUGAGUGAUUGCGUGCAGUUUGCAGUGCGCACGGUCGAUCACCACCAUUUGGACUGGCAGGAGCUCUGAUGAGUCUAACUAUUACACGUCCGUGGAGCGCUUUUGCGAGAUGAUACCUGUUGAUUUUGCAUCGCGCCAUGUCCUGCUGUCGGACUGAAGUGGACAAUGAAGUUAUGGGAUAGUCUAACCACUUGUUUGAUACUGCUAAGUGCCGUUUACGCCAGCCCGCUCCUCCAGAGCCCGCAGCAGCCCAUGUCCACCAAGAGGAGAGGGCGCGUCGCCGAGAGUCCCCCCGAGCUCCCGCCCGUUCAGAUCGGCCUGUCUGUUUCUUCCACGAGCAUGAGCCGCGCGGAUACCGCGAACAGGGACGAAACGCUGCCUGGAGGAGACAAAUACACCACUGAGGAGCCCCUCCCAAAUGAGUUUGAAGAUGUGGUGAACUUCAUCAAAGUAACCAUCAGUAGAAUGCGUCGCUCCUCCUCGCUCACUGUGUCCUCAUCUACCUCCACCACCGCCGUCCCCAUCUCUUCCCCCUCCAAAGAUAACUUUGACAGCAGGACCCGACAUAGAAGGGGAAAGAGGAAAAGGACAAGCCAGCGAAACAGUAACAGAAGAGAAGGAGGAUCUAGAGGUGCUGGCGCAGGUGGGAAGAUUAGAGGCGGUGGUAGAGGACAGGGCUGCGUGCUAAAACAGAUCCACCUCAACGUGUCUGACCUCGGUCUGGGCUACCGCUCCAGUGAGGAAAUGAUAUUCAGGUACUGCUCAGGACCGUGCAGAAAGUCAGAGACAAACUACGACAAAAUCCUUUACAACCUCAUUCACAACAGGAGGCUUCCCGCCAAAGACGUGCCCCCUCAGGCUUGCUGUCGGCCAAUAGCGUUCGACGACGAUCUCUCGUUUCUGGACGACAGCCUGGUUUACCACACCGUGAGGAAGCACUCCGCCAGAAAAUGUGGCUGCGUGUAGGGAGUGCACCUUGUUGUCAGGCUUUGUGUAAUUUUAACUUUUUAUACUCCCACUCUAUAGUGGUAUAAUGUUAAGUGUUUUUUCUUUUGUUUUGAUUUCA
This is a messenger RNA of Pelmatolapia mariae (spotted tilapia), 1205 nucleotides long. It is a transcript of the gene gdnfb, whose product is annotated as glial cell derived neurotrophic factor b. Gene Ontology annotation, molecular function: growth factor activity; glial cell-derived neurotrophic factor receptor binding; receptor tyrosine kinase binding. The coding region runs from base 305 to 1105 and encodes 266 amino acids. The record is from RefSeq and is a predicted model, not a curated record. Lineage: Eukaryota; Metazoa; Chordata; Actinopteri; Cichliformes; Cichlidae. Gene Ontology annotation, biological process: positive regulation of branching involved in ureteric bud morphogenesis; negative regulation of neuron apoptotic process; peripheral nervous system development. The transcript has 2 exons.